AGCCCCGCGCCGCCCGGCCCUUGUGCGCAGGCGCAGGGCUGCCCGCCGAGCUUGGAGGUGUGGCGCCUCUGUGUGGCCGCCGGGCCGGAGCCGAUCGCUGGUGAGGUGGCGUAGGCUGGACCCAGGCGCUCCUGCUGCCCGCGAUGCCGAGGCCGGACCCGGGACCCUGGACUCUCCGGUCGGUUCUCGGCGUGUAAGGCGCAGAGGGAGCCCAUGGCGGAGGCCUGUGAGGAGGGCGGCGGCAGCCUGGCGGCGGAGGAGGAGGAUGAGGAGCGGGAACCGCUCCUGCCGCGGGUCGCCUGGGCCCAGCCGCGGAAAGGCGCCCCGGGCAGCGCCGUGCGGCUGCUGGAGGCUGCGGGGGACGCGGGGGACGGGAGCGAGGCCGGCGACAGAGAAGAGCUGCUGCUUCCCGGGGACUCGGCCGGCUGCGCCUCCCGGGACAUGGGGAUCCCACGGACGUCACCCACCGACCUGGACAGGAGCCGCCUCUCAGGUGCAGCAACUACUAGUAUCUCAGAGAUGAAUGCAUUCUUGGAUGAUCCAGAAUUUGCUGAAACUAUAUUGAAAGCAGAGCAAGCAAUAGAACUGGGAAUUUUUCCUGAAAGAAUCUCUCAAGGUUCAAGUGGAAGUUACUUUGUGGCAGAUCCUAAGGGGAAAAUUAUUGGUGUGUUUAAACCCAAAUCGGAAGAGCCUUAUGGUCAGCUGAACCCAAAAUGGACCAAAUAUGUACAUAAGGUCUGCUGUCCUUGCUGCUUUGGCAGAGGCUGCCUGCUUCCUAACCAGGGAUAUCUUUCUGAAGCCGGUGCCUACCUUGUGGAUGAAAAACUUCACCUGGGCAUUGUCCCAAAAACAAAGGUUGUUUGGCUUGUCAGUGAAACGUUUAACUACAGCGCAAUUGAUCGUGCAAAAUCCAGAGGCAAGAAGUAUGCUCUGGAAAAAGUGCCAAAAGUGGGUAGAAAGUUUCAUCGGAUAGGGCUCCCUCCUAAGAUUGGUUCCUUUCAGUUAUUUGUUGAAGGUUACAAGGAGGCUGAAUAUUGGCUUAGGAAAUUUGAAGCUGAUCCUUUGCCUGAGAAUAUUAGAAAACAAUUUCAGUCACAAUUUGAAAGAUUAGUUAUUUUGGAUUACAUCAUCAGAAACACAGACAGGGGAAAUGAUAACUGGUUAAUCAGAUAUGAAAAGGAGAAAUGUGAGAAGAAAACUGACCGUGAGGAAUCAAACUGGACCCAUGAUGAAAAGUCACUUAUUAAAAUAGCUGCAAUUGAUAAUGGUCUAGCAUUUCCUUUUAAACAUCCUGAUGAAUGGAGAGCAUAUCCAUUUCACUGGGCAUGGCUUCCCCAGGCAAAAGUUCCUUUUUCUGAAGAAACAAGAAACCUGGUUCUUCCAUUUAUUUCUGACAUGAACUUUGUACAAGAUUUGUGUGAAGAUCUUUAUGAACUCUUUAAGACUGACAAAGGAUUUGACAAAGCUACUUUUGAAAACCAGAUGUCUGUGAUGAGGGGUCAGAUCUUAAAUCUUACUCAGGCGUUGAAAGACGGGAAGAGCCCCGUGCAGCUGGUUCAGAUGCCUUGUGUGAUCGUGGAACGCAGCACAGGAGGAAGCCAGGGUCGCAUCGUCCACCUCGGCAGCUCCUUCACCCAGACUGUGCACUGCAGGAAGCCGUUUUUCUCCUCCUGGUAGCAGAUGUUAAGAAGCAGAAACAAGCUAGUACCGUCAUGUUGUUACAGCAUUGCAGUCACGUAAAUCCAUUAUUAAGAUCUCCGGUUGCCAAAACCUUAAAUAAUCAAGCCUUUUAAAAUGUUAUAUUUUGAAUGUAAUCAAAAGUUUACAGCUUUUUUGUCCAAAUAUUACAUUUCUAUUACAGGGGGAACGUAACAUAUCUCCUAUAUUAUAUUUUUGCUGAAGUUGUA
This is a messenger RNA of Ochotona princeps (American pika), 1907 nucleotides long. It is a transcript of the gene PI4K2B, whose product is annotated as phosphatidylinositol 4-kinase type 2 beta. The record is from RefSeq and is a predicted model, not a curated record. Gene Ontology annotation, molecular function: 1-phosphatidylinositol 4-kinase activity. Gene Ontology annotation, biological process: endosome organization; phosphatidylinositol phosphate biosynthetic process; Golgi organization. The transcript is spliced from 10 exons. Lineage: Eukaryota; Metazoa; Chordata; Mammalia; Lagomorpha; Ochotonidae. The coding region runs from base 214 to 1677 and encodes 487 amino acids. Gene Ontology annotation, cellular component: trans-Golgi network; endosome; lysosomal membrane.